This is a messenger RNA of Scleropages formosus (Asian bonytongue), 3171 nucleotides long. It is a transcript of the gene sall4, whose product is annotated as spalt-like transcription factor 4. Lineage: Eukaryota; Metazoa; Chordata; Actinopteri; Osteoglossiformes; Osteoglossidae. Gene Ontology annotation, molecular function: RNA polymerase II cis-regulatory region sequence-specific DNA binding; DNA-binding transcription factor activity, RNA polymerase II-specific. Gene Ontology annotation, biological process: regulation of transcription by RNA polymerase II. Gene Ontology annotation, cellular component: nucleus. The record is from RefSeq and is a predicted model, not a curated record. The coding region runs from base 1 to 3171 and encodes 1056 amino acids. The transcript is spliced from 5 exons.
AUGUCGAGGCGCAAGCAAGCCAAGCCGCAGCACAUCAACUCGGAGGAGCCCCUUGCGGGAGACACCGGCGUUCCAGAAAAUUCCAGAUUGGAGGAGGAUGGGCUGGAGGGGAAAAGGAGCAGGAUGGAGGAGACAAAAGUGUGUGACGGAUGCUGUGCGGAAUUCUUUGAUUUUUCAGAGUUUGUUGAACAUCAGAAAAGCUGCACUAAAAGCCAAGAAGUUGUCAUCAUGAGGGACUACUCACAAGGCUCCCCUCAGAACUCCUCAGACGAUCACAGCGAUAGUCAUUCAGAUAACAAUUCGCAGUGCAAGGGGAACGGCACAUCCUCUGAGAGGGUGGAAGAAGCCAAGCAGAACACGGAUGAGCCAGCAAAACCAAUGCAGGUUGAGGUGUCUGCUGGCAGCACUAAUGUUACACUGGAGACCAUGGCUGCCACCAAAGUGGCUGUCACUCAGCAUUCCUCUGGCUGCAAGUCUCCACCAACAUCACAGGCCAGCCUGCAGGCUAUUCCCAUGAUACUGGAGCAGCUGGUGAGCCUGCAGCAACAGCAACUCCAGCAGAUCCAGCUGACAGAACAGAUUCGCAUCCAGGUUGCCAUGAUGGCCCCCCAGGGCAUGCCUUCUGUGGGUGCUGCUGUUGAUCCCCUCAAAGCUCUUGGUGCCCACCUGUCCCAGCAGCUUUCAGCUGCUGCAGCCUUGAUCGGAAAGAGGACCGGUAGCCAAAGCUUGUCACUUGAGACCCUCAAACAGGGGAAACUCGCUCACACCAGUGGCAUUCCCCCUUCUCUUCCAGGAGCCAUUGCAGCCCCCAAGCUGGACAUGACAAAAGGGCUUCCCUUGUUUCCUCAGUCCCCAGGUGCCAUGACUUUCCAGAGUCCCUUCACUGCUAUUUCAGGCCUUGAGCCCACUAAAAAAGGGAAGGGGAAGGUCCCAAACAUGACUGCCGACCUAAAGAAUGGGUCAGGAGAGCACCUGUUCAAACACAAGUGCAAGUUCUGUGGCAAGACAUUUGGCAACGACAGUGCCCUUCAAAUCCACCUGCGCUCCCACACUGGGGAGAGGCCCUACAAAUGCAACAUCUGUGGCAAUCGCUUCACAACAAAAGGCAACCUUAAGGUGCAUUUUCAGCGGCACAAGGAGAAGUACCCCCACAUCCGCAUGAAUCCCCAUCCUGUGCCUGAGCAUCUUGACAACAUUCCGACCAGUAGCGGCAUCCCCUAUGGGAUGUCCAUGCCCAUUGAAGAAUCUAAUUUUGUGGAGAACAAGUCAGUGCUGGGUCUCUCUCCUGCUGCUUUCCAUCCAUCUGUGCUGCAGGGCCUGAAACCUUCCUUUGAGGCUUCUCUUGGGGGUGACUUGUACUCUCAAAGGCCAUCUUCAUCUGGCAGUGAUGCUGCUUCAAUUUCAAAUGUGUUCAAGCAGGAGGUGGGAUUAGACCAGAGCCAGGGGUCCCCACAAGGUCCUGGAGGUCUGCCACAUGUGACUGGUGACAGUGGCUCAGGGACGGCAAAGCUCCAGCAGAUGGUGGACUGCCUGGAGAAGAGGACAAAUGAUCCCAACGAGUGCAUGAUCUGCCAUCGGGUGCUCAGCUGCCAAAGCUCCCUGAAGAUGCAUUACCGCACGCACACUGGCGAAAGGCCGUACAAGUGUAAAAUUUGUGGUCGAGCCUUCUCCACCAAGGGCAACCUCAAGGCCCAUUACGGUGUUCACAGGGCCAACACACCCCUCAAGAUGCAACACUCUUGCCCCAUUUGCCAGAAGAAGUUCACUAAUGCGGUGGUGCUGCAGCAGCAUAUCCGGAUGCACAUGGGUGGUCAGAUUCCAAACACUCCUAUGCCUGAGACGCAAGAGAUGGAUUCUUUGCCAGCUGAGGAGAAACCAACAGACAUGAACAGCUUUAAUGGUGAAAAUCUGGAAGAGCCUGAUGUGGAGCUCAAUUCUCAGGAGAAGUCCCCAGAUUUCCCUGCAUCCAAGAAUGGGGUUUCAGCUCCCCAGGAAGAGAAACAGCCUUCUCACUCACCAGCCAUGUUUUCCAGCAUUGCUGCUCUGGAAAGUCACAUGAAGAGCCUCACGUCAGCCCUGAACCUACAGCGGCAAACUAGCACCACGUCGGAAGCAGACGCCGUGCCCAAGGAAACCCCUCCUGCAACAGGGGAGAUGCCAGGAGAGUAUCAGAACGGGCACAGUCCCACAAUCUCUGACUCGGUUUCCUUUCAGUCUUCAUCCCCUGUGGACAGCCAGCUGGGCAGCAACCAGUCAAAAUCUCCAGACUCUGCUGUGCCUGAAGAAGGAAGCCAAAUGGCUUCUAGACCAGAGAUGGACUUUGGGCCUCCAGAUUCUGAAUCUAGUGGAGCUCUGGACUUGACUUCAAGCAGUUUUGUUCCGAAGCCAAUCAAAGAAGAACCUGGACUUCCUUAUACCAGCGGAGAGUAUGGCUCUAACAAUAUCCCUUACAUGAGAGUUCCCCCAAGCCUGGUGAAGCUGGAAAUGCAGAUCCCUCCAGAGAACCCGAUGGCAUCCCAUGGCCUGUUUGGCCCCCAGAUGCCCCUAGGCACAGGUUCACAGCCUCCCGGCUCAAGUGCUCCACGUCGUUCCACCAAGCAGCAUUUGUGUAACGCCUGUGGAAAGAAUUUCUCUUCAGCCAGCGCCCUUCAGAUCCACGAGCGUACACACACUGGCGAAAAACCCUUUGCCUGUACAAUCUGUGGCCGGGCCUUCACCACGAAGGGCAAUCUCAAGGUGCAUGUUGGAACGCACAUGUGGAAUAACUCGACCAGGCGGGGUCAGCGGAUGGCUCUCGAUAACCCCAUGGCCCUGAUGGCCAUGAACUCGGAGUCCAAGAUUGUGCCAGAAAUGAUGCCGCCCCCUAAGGAGCUGGUCCCACCAUCCAUGAACUUUGAUCCCUCAAUGUGGAACCAGUACACCGCUGCCUUCACAAACGGACUGACUCUGAAGACCAACGAGAUCUCGGUCAUACAGAAUGGAGGUAUCCCUCUGCCGGGCAGCCUUGCAGGCGGGACCCUGCCGGGCUCCAACGGGACCCUGAUGAAGCUGGAUGGCUCACAGGCCAGCCACCCUGCUUCGAUGACCGAAAUGGAAAAAAACAAUUCCGAAAAUGUCCCGAAGUCACAGUUUCCACAUUUUAUGGAAGAGAGCAAAAUAGCAGUAAAUUAA